GUGUGGUCAGUGUGUCCUGUCUCCAGCUUCCCCAGCGGCUGCCGACCAUGUUAAUGAGUGCGGUGGUGCGGCUGUAAGAGACUGAUGAUACAGGGGAUACUGGUGUAUGAGGACCUGGAGAAACACCACCGAGCUCCAGGUACAGCGGAGUCUUAACGCGACGCUAUCCGGUGGCACAGCGCGCGUCUGAGGGGUUCUAACGGAUAACGGUUAACAGACGGUUAACGGCUGCACCGUCUGCAGAACCCCCCGGUAGCUCUAGCCGCUCCGUGAGGUUACCUAGCUACCAGCUAGUGUCAUCACCGUGAGGUAACCUAGCUACCAGCUAGUGUCACCAUUGUGAGGUAAUCUAGCUACCAGCUUGUGUCAUCCCCGUGAGGUAACCUAGCUACCAGCUAGUGUCAUCACCGCUGCUAGUGUCAUCACCGUGAGGUACCCUAGCUACCAGCUAGUGUCAUCACCGCUGCUAGUGUCAUCACCGUGAGGUACCCUAGCUACCAGCUAGUGUCAUCACCGCUCCGAGAAGGACUUAAAGUUGCCGACAUGGACGAACAAAGUGUUGAGAGUAUUGCAGAGGUAUUCCGCUGCUUCAUCUGCAUGGAGAAGCUGAGGGACGCCCGCCUCUGUCCCCACUGCUCCAAGCUCUGCUGCUUCAGCUGCAUACGGCGUUGGCUGACUGAACAAAGAGCCCAAUGCCCACACUGCAGGGCUCCGCUGCAGCUCAGGGAGCUGGUGAACUGCCGCUGGGCCGAGGAGGUGACCCAGCAGCUCGACACGCUCCAGCUCUGCAGCCUCUCCAAGCACGAGGAGAACGACAAGGACAAGUGCGAAAACCACCAUGAGAAGCUCAGUGUGUUCUGCUGGACCUGUAAGAAGUGCAUCUGCCACCAGUGUGCUCUUUGGGGAGGCAUGCACGGGGGCCACACCUUCAAGCCCCUGGUGGAGAUCUAUGAGCAGCAUGUGACCAAGGUCAACGAGGAGGUGGCCAAGCUGCGCCGCCGGCUCAUGGAGCUCAUCAGCCUGGUCCAGGAAGUGGAGAGGAACGUGGAGGCGGUGCGCGGGGCGAAGGACGAGCGAGUGCGUGAGAUCCGCAACGCCGUGGAGAUGAUGAUCGCGCGGCUCGACAACCAGCUGAAGAACAAGCUCAUCACCCUGAUGGGCCAGAAGACCUCGCUGACACAGGAGACUGAGUUGCUUGAGUCCCUCCUACAAGAAGUGGAGCAUCAGCUCCACUCCUGCAGUAAGAGUGAGCUGAUUUCCAAAAGCCCCGAGAUCCUGCUCAUGUUUCAGCAGGUCCACCGCAAACCCAUGCAAUCCUUUGUCACCACGCCGGUCCCACCGGACUUCACCAGCGAGCUGGUCCCCGCCUACGACUCCAGCACCUUUGUCCUCGCCAACUUUAGCACCCUGAGGCAGAGGGCAGACCCUGUGUACAGCCCUCCCCUUCAGAUCUCUGGGCUGUGCUGGAGGUUGAAAGUAUAUCCCGACGGGAACGGGGUGGUCCGUGGUAACUACGUGUCGGUCUUCCUGGAGCUGUCAGCUGGACUACCUGAAACAUCAAAGUAUGAAUACCGCGUGGAGAUGGUCCACCAGGCCUCCAGCGACCCCGCCAAGAACAUCAUCCGGGAGUUUGCCUCGGACUUUGAGGUGGGCGAGUGCUGGGGCUACAACCGCUUCUUCAGGCUGGACCUCCUGGCCAGCGAGGGCUACCUCAACAUGCAGACGGACGCCCUGGUUCUCCGGUACCAGGUCCGCUCGCCAACCUUCUUCCAGAAGUGCAGGGAUCAGUACUGGUACAUCAGCCAGCUGGAGUCUGCCCAGUCCAGCUACAUCCAGCAGAUAAACAACCUCAAAGAGCGCCUGGCCAUCGAGCUGUUCCGCAGGCAGACGUCGCGCAGCUCCUCGCCCCCCGACCAGAGGCCCGGGGGGGGCCGGCAGCCCUCAGAGAGGGAACCCCGCCUGGGGAAGACCGAGGACGUCUUCCAGGUGGUCUCCACCGACGCCAAGGAGCGCGAGCAGGACGAGAAGACCCAGCAGGACGACUCCAACGAGCUGUCGGACGGGGACCUGGAGGUGGACUGCCUGACGGAGGAGGAGGUGAACCCCCUGGACGGCAGCAGCACGUCGGCCAGCUCCACCGCCACCAGCAACACGGAGGAGAACGACAUCGACGAGGAGACCAUGUCAGGGGAGAACGAUGUGGAGUUUGGCAGCCAUUUGGACCCUGAAGAAGGAGAGCUCCCCGAGGAGCUGGCCGGCGCGACAGGCGGCUCCAACCCGGCGCUGUGCUCUCUGCACCGCGGCGGCCCGGCCUGCAGCACGGGCGGCGGCGGCGGCAGCAGCCUGCUGGAGAUCGACCCGGUCAUCCUGAUCCAGCUGCUGGACCUGAAGGAGCAGAGGAGCGUGGAGUCGCUGUGGGGGCUGCAGCCGCGGCCCCCCGUCUCCCUGCUGCACAACCAAGGUACUGGGGGGGGGGGGGGCUUUUUAGAGGUGCUGCAGGCGGGACUUGAAAGCUGCAUUUGCAACGUUGCUUUCCGAAGUGAAUUUGAAUCAUGUUUUUUUUACUGUUGUCCUUCAGCCAAGAAGUUUGUGUCUCCUGCGCCGGACGGCGGCGCCGCCCUGCUGCUGAGGAGGAGCGGCGGCGAGGACAAAGACCCCCGGAACAGAGGUCUGAGCGGGGCCCCGUCGACCGCAGCCUCGCUGAGCCUCUGUCCCAGAGAGGGCCCCCCCGCAGCCGACGUCAGCCUCCAGGCGGACAGCGGCCACAGCUCGGUGCCCUCCCUGAGCGGGGGCUCCCCUCUGGGGGGUUGCUCCCCUCUGGGGGGUUGCUCCCCUCUGGGGGGUUGCUCCCCUCUGGGGGGCUUCUCCCCUCUGGGGGGCUGCCCCCUGGACCCCGCCUCCAGCUCCAAACAGCAGACGGAGGAACGGAAGGCGCUGUACGCGGCCUCCGGAGCCGAGGCUGACCUGUGCUCCGUGGGAGGAGCCAACUCCACCAAGAGCUCCACGCGGGCCGUCGGGCCCAGCGUGCUGGAGUGCAGUGAGCCUGAAGGGAGUCCCCACCAGUCCCUGCUUGGCCUCCUGGAGGGGAACUCUUCCCACCUGCAUGAAGGCCACAAGCAGUCUCUGCACCUGCUGCCAGGGAUGAGCAGCGACAGUGAGAUAGAUUGUGACUCGGAGGACGAGGACGCAAACCUCUCCUACGACAUCCAGUCUCUGCCUUUUGCAGAGGAGCAACUGCUGCCCGAGGACCUGGCCUUCAGCGCCAGCCAGCCCACUGACAGGUGAUGGGGUCUGCCCCCCCGGGCUGGGUCCAGUACCUCGCUCUGAUUGGCCAGAUGGCUGCAGAGAGCAGCAGAUGGAGGAGUACACGCGUGAAGUCUCCCGGAGAACCGAUGCGUCCACUUUGUACAAUCUUAUAGAGCAGCUCACCUGGAAUGUCUUUCAGGACGUUUAGUUUGAGUUCUCUACCGUGAGCACACACAGACUCCUGGUCAACCAUGUAUUUAAUGCACUUUUUGAGUUUUUACACUGUUAAUUACUGACGGAAUAUGUGCUAUCCCUGUAUUUCUGCUCUCAAACUCAUGGGAAUGAAACUGAAAUCAAAGCUUGACCCCUCAUCAAUAUUUCCACUAUAUCACCCCUUGUGUACACCAACCUUUACACCCGACUGCCGGUUUCACAAAGACGUAAAGUCGAUUUGUAGGCAGAGCUGUCCUCCUGUUUGCAGUCGUCUGGCCUGAGGUUGGAAAAUAGGUAAAUAUUGUAAAUAUUUGAAACUGACCGUCUAAUUCCGCCUUUAUCAGCAGCUCAUAGCGGCUGGCUUGUUUCAGGCCAGUUCUCGUUGGACGAGGCCCGCUUUUCUUAACACCUUGUGAACGAUGCUUCACCACUAAUUUUGUUUCGAUUUUAUUGAGUUAUGCAGCGUCUCAGCAGCAGAUGUGUGGGAGAGGUUCCCAUCGCUGCCAUUUAGUCGUAUUUCACUUACCUUGUUGGGUGGUUUUAUCAGUCCUCUCACUCCCCAUAACUAAAGUGUAUUUUCAUUUGGGACCAUUCUUAUGUAGCUCGUGUCUUAUGGUGCAUCACAAACAGCCGUGUCUUGUAGUGUAAGGAUUACUGGGUCGGAGAGGUUCUUGUUCACAAGGGACAUUGAGGUGGAUAAAAUGUCGGCAGUGCAUGCAUCUUGCAUGUGGAAAUACUCACUGGUUUACAUUUGAAAAAUCUUGAACGCUGGUGUGUGUGUGUGUGUGUGUGUGUGUGUGUGUGUGUGUGUGUGUGUGUGUGUGUGUGUGUGUGUGUGUGUGUGUGUGUGUGUGUGUGUGUGUGUGUGUGUGUGACCUAAUUUCCUUUAGGGAAUCUUCUGAGGCAAGUUAGAAACUGAGGAUGGCUUGUGUGAUAUACAUGUGGGGGGUGUGAUUGUGGGUGUGAUUGUGUGGGUCUGUAUGACUUUGUAUCAUUCCUCACUCUAAAGAUCAAUCUCUUGCUAACUCAAUUCAGUCUGGUAAAUUACACAAAAACACACUUCUGUGUUAUGAGUUGUGUGUACUAUUUCUGUGCUAUAUCACAAGUUGUUCCUUCUAAUUUGUUUGUAUUUGUGUGUGGCAUCAGAUAAGUAGAAUAAAAUAUUUAAUUAGA
This is a messenger RNA of Gadus macrocephalus (Pacific cod), 4632 nucleotides long. RefSeq names its product tripartite motif containing 37 (gene trim37). Gene Ontology annotation, cellular component: aggresome; peroxisome. The record is from RefSeq and is a predicted model, not a curated record. The transcript has 24 exons. Bases 544 to 3285 code for a protein of 913 amino acids. Gene Ontology annotation, biological process: protein autoubiquitination; negative regulation of centriole replication. Gene Ontology annotation, molecular function: ubiquitin protein ligase binding; tumor necrosis factor receptor binding; ubiquitin protein ligase activity. NCBI's taxonomy places the organism in Eukaryota, Metazoa, Chordata, Actinopteri, Gadiformes, Gadidae.